This is a messenger RNA of Salvia splendens (bonfire salvia), 3301 nucleotides long. RefSeq names its product putative disease resistance protein RGA3. The coding region runs from base 128 to 3007 and encodes 959 amino acids. The transcript has a single exon. Gene Ontology annotation, molecular function: protein binding; ADP binding. The record is from RefSeq and is a predicted model, not a curated record. Lineage: Eukaryota; Viridiplantae; Streptophyta; Magnoliopsida; Lamiales; Lamiaceae.
GUCGGCUUUUACCGAGCUGUAGGCUGAGGCCGAACUCUUUGGUAAUGCCGAACUCAUACUCUUCCUUGGGCUUUGGGCUGAUGGGCCGUCAUUGCUGUCGGGCUUGUUUAGUACGCACCCCAUCAAGAUGGAACCUAAGCAAAAGAUAGGAUGCUCCUUCAUCAGAUCUUCUUGUUUAGGUUUCAAGAAAGUUUCAGUCCGUCGUGAUAUUGCCAAGAAAAUUGAAAAUGUGAAAGCUAUGCUUGAACAGAUUUACGAGGAGAGAAAGAAAUUUGAUUUUGUCAUCGCUCCGCCUACAACUGAUCCCGUGCCCACACCUUGGCGAGUGCAAUCCACACCUUUUGUUGACUUGACGAAAGUUCACGGGGUGGAUAUACAUAACAAAAAAGAAGACAUAGUGAGCAAACUAAUGCUUAAUGGUGGUCAUACCCAAGUUUUGUCUAUUGUUGGAACCGGGGGACUUGGGAAAACAACUCUUGCCAAACUUGUUUAUAAUGAUGAACGAGUGAAGGAUUGUUUUGAAUUAAGAAUAUGGAUUUGUGUUUCUGACCCAUUUGACGUGGCUGGGAUCGCAAUUGGAAUUGUUAACAAAGUGGGAAUACAAGAGAUUCCUCCGAAUUCCAACCAAUUGGCACUGGUAUUAGAAAAGCUAGAGGCAUCCAUUUCGGGAAAAAAGUUUCUUCUUGUGCUGGAUGAUGUUUGGACAGAAGACAACACCAAGUGGGAUCCUCUGAAAAUCAGUCUCCAAUGUGGUGCAGCAGGCAGUAAAAUUCUGGUGACAACGAGAAAGGAAACGGUAGCUAAGAUGGUCGGUACCUUAAACGAUGAUAUGUAUCACCCAAAUAAGCUUAGCGAAGAAGAAUGUUGGUCUUUAUUGUGUGACACAUCUCUUCUUGGAAAGAGUGAUGAAGAAUGUGGAAAAUUCGAGGUGUUCGGCAAAAAAAUAGCUAGAAAGUGCAAUGGAUUGCCUCUUGCUGCAAUUGUUUUGGGAACACUUUUGCAGUUCAAGGAUUUGGAAGGGUGGGAACAUGUAGAGAAGAAUGAAAUAUGGGAAUUGGAGAAUGCAAAAGUAGAGCUUUUUCCUCAUUUGGUUUUAAGCUACAAUGAUUUGUCCCCGGCUCUUAAGCGUUGUUUUUCAUAUUGUGCCGUCUAUCCUAAAGAUCACCAAAUUCAUGCGGAGACUCUGGUAGAAGAGUGGAUGGCGCAAGGUUAUCUAGGCUCUGAUAGUGGAAAUGGAGCACUGGAACUCAAAGGGCGAGAGAACUUGAGAAAUUUAGCAAUGCGUUGUUUGAUUCAGGACAUUCAGAAAAGUAAGUCGGGGGAGCAGAUAGAAAGGUGUAAAAUGCAUGAUAUAGUACAUGAUUUUGCUAUGUUUCUUAGGAAGAAUGAUGACAAAGAGAGAAGUUGUCAAGCUUGUGACUCUUCAUUGGUUUCUCAUGUCCAAGAAUAUCGGAGUCUUCCGUGGGACUAUGAACCACCAGUAGAUGAAAGAGACAGAAGUUUUCAAGUUUGUAAUUGCAUAAAAAGUCUUAGGGUGAUGAGCAUUUACAGAUGUAUUCCAGUAGGAAUAGAAAUGUUAAUUCACUUGAGAUGGUUGGAGGUUCGUGGUGUUGCAUUGUCCAAGGAUGGCCUUGAAAUCAUAUGCAGGCUUUAUUUCUUGCAAACUCUUCUCUUAUCGAAUUGCUACCUAACAGUGAUACCACGAGAAAUUGGAAAUUUGAAUCAAUUAAGACGACUUGACUUAAGUCAGAAUUUUAUAAUGGAGGAGUUACUAGGGAGCGUGUGUAGUUUGAUUGAAUUGCGAUCUCUUUCCUUAGAAAGGUGCUUUCUAGAAAUGAUUCCACAAGAAAUUGGGAAUUUGGUGAAGUUAAGAGAACUUGACUUAAGUCAGAAUUCUAGAAUGAAGGAGUUACCAGAGAGCAUUUGUAGUUUGGUUGAACUGCAAAUCUUGAAGAUAGAAGGCACUAGUAUCAACUGUGUGCCUGAAGCAUUAGGUGACUUAAGUAAUCUCAGCACACUGCAACUGCGCAAAAUUAAAGUUGGAAGUGAAUACAACAAGUUGGGUUCUCUGAAAAAAUUAUACCGUCAUCUUACCACCGAAUAUCUAGACUUGGAAAUCUACUGGAGUAGUAUGAGUGAAAUGGAGGAAUUGGUUGAGGAUGCUCGACAAGCAGAGUUACAGACAGGCCUUCAAAAACUAGAAUCACUCAAUAUAUAUUUCAGUGUUAAGAUGAAUGAAAUGGAGCAAUCAUCAUCAUCAUUACCAUCAAUGUGGAUGGAGGUAGCAGAAGCUCUCGUGCCUCAUCACAACUUGAAGAGAUUGGCAAUCGGGGGAUAUGAGGGCUCCAGGCUUCCGCAUUUGAUGUCAUCAUCCUUCAACUAUAUAAAAGAGAUUUUUCUGUUUGUGUUGAGUGAGGUGUCAUCAUUGCCUGCGAUGGGGAAACUACCUUUCUUGGAAAUUCUAGAGUUUUUACAUUUAGAUGAAUUGAUGUUUGUGGGAAGGGAGUUUUUAGGAAUAGAAUCUUCAUGCGAUGAUGUUGUUGUUGCAUUUCCUAAACUCAAGGAGCUGAAAUUUUAUUAUUGCUCCAAAUGGGAGGAGUGGGAGGACAUAAGGGAGGAGGAAGAAGAAUCUGCGGCCAUCUCCAUCAUGCCAUGUCUCACAACAUUGAGUAUCAGGAAUUGUGAGAGUUUGAAGAAACUGCCGCAUCGCCUCCUGCAUAAAGUCUCCAUGUCUCAAUUUAGUAGAUGUUCCAAAUGGGAGGAGUGGGAGGACAUAACGGAGGAAGAAGAAGAAUAUGCGGCCAUCUUCUCCAUCAUGCCACGUCACACAAAAUUGAGUAUCAGGGAUUGUGAGAGUUUGAAGAAGCUGCCGCAUGGCCACCUGCAGUUGUUGGAUAUCAAUGGUUCAACAGAGCUAGUAAAAACAUACGGAGAGGGCAAGGAAGGUUCAGCUUGGAGAUCCAUAUCCCAACAUAAUCCCAAACUUCGACUUUACCCAGAGGACUAAUGCAAAUAUUUAUGCUUUUCUGUUUGUUUACCUUUUUUGAGAUUGAAUUUGGGAUUAUCAUAUGUAUGUUAUGCUUUAAUCAUAAAUUUUUAUUAGACGGGUACUCUUUUCCUUCAUGGCAUUUUUCCCUUUGGGUUUUUUGGCCAUGGAGGUUUUAAUGAGGUCCGGCCUUGAGUGAUCGUUAUGUGUUCUCCAAGGUUUAGGUUUUGUUUUGUAUGACGUGAUCCUUCCAAUCGUGUAAAUCAGUAAUAUUUUUAUAAUAGAGCUCUACUUAAACUGAUGGCCAACUCAAAA